AUGAGUUACAUAUAUCAAAAUAAUAGAUCAACUUCAUCAUUAAAUGAUAAUUUAUAUGAUAUUUCAAUAAAUCAACAACGUAUAAUGGUGAAUAAUCAACAAAAUAGUAAACCAAAAUCGAAUUGUCCAACUCCGAAAAGAAUAGCUUCAAUGACUUCAUUACCUACAUUAAACGAAAUACCGAACUCUACGGUACAUUCAACUUCAAAAAGGCCGGGUGAUUAUUAUAUACAAAAGAUUAACAGCUCAAAAUCAAAUUUACCACCACAACUAGUUAUUCCGAUGUCGCCACAAUAUACAUUUAAUAAACCUAGAUUAUCUGGUGAUUCAACAUUAUCGUUUCAAUCGAGUAUAAUAUCAGAUGAUCAUUCCCUGAUUUUAUCAAGUCAAUUUGAUGCUCCAAUGACGACUUCAAGUGCAGCUACUUCAGCUACUUCAGCUACUUCAACUACUUCGACUACUUCAACAACUCAAGAUUCAAGUUCUAGAUUAAAUUCGUUAACUACAAAUUCACCCUUUACUGAUUCAAAUUCAACUUUGAAAAAUAUACCACAAUCAAAACCACCAGUAACACCAAAUAAUUUGAGAUCUGCGUCAACUACAAAUGUGCAUCAACAAGUAUCACCAUCAUUUAAAUCUAGAUCAAAAUCAGCAACUGCAAUACCGACAAUUACAAGAUCUAAAUCAAAAUUUAUGAGUUUAAAAGAAGCAAAAGAACGUCAGAUAUUAAGAAAGAAGAAAUAUGAAGAAAAUGAUGUUGAUGAAGAAAUUCUAAGUCAAGAUUUAGAUAAUUUGAUAUUCAAUGUACCUGUAAUUAAAAAUUAUAAUGAAUUAUAUUCAAAAUCAUCAAGUUCACAAAUAAAUAUUCCCAAAACUAGAUCAAAUUCAACAACUUCAACAGGUUCUGGUUCAAGUUCACCUGGUAAUACUUCAUUAUCUCGUGUUGAUCUAGUUGGUAGUGAUUUUGAUAAAUAUCAUAAUCAAAUAAAGCCAUGUCCAUUACCUGGUAAAUUAUCAAUGGUUGAAGAAGCUGAAUUUAAUGAAGAUUCAGAAAUAACUAAAAACAUAUCACAAUUUUAUCAAUCUAGAUCAUUAUCAACUGCAAAAUUGGCUAAAGUUAAUAGAUCAAAUAAUAUGUUAUAUAAAUUACCAAAUUAUAUAAAAUCACAAUCUUCAUUAGAUGAUUUACAUUUAAUUAGUGUUGAGAAAUUAAAUAUUAUUGAACAAAGUAAUAGACCAAUAAAUUUACCACCAAAGUCAAUAAAUGAAAAGAAUAAACAUAAAAAGGAAGCUGAAAUAUUAUUUACAAAUUAUAAUAGUACUAAAAGAAAUUCAACAAAUGAAAGAGUAAAUAAACAAUCACAAAUUGAUGAAUUUAAUCAACAAUGGAGAGAUUUAUAUUCACAAUUAUCAACAUUAGAUUCCAAAAUUUUUAAUAAACAAUUCAAUUAUCAAAAGAAUAUGAUUAGGAAAUUAGCUUGGGAUUCAAGUGUUCCAAAGAAAUUAUUAUUCAAUUUUAUGAUAAUGAUGUUAUCAAAAACUGGUAAUUCCAAAGAUUCAAUAAAUACAAUCAAGAAUUCAUAUGAAUUAUUCACUAUUAAAUAUGAACAUUUAUCAUCACAAGUUAAAAAUAAUAAAGAAAUUGAAUUUGAUAAAAUUAUAUCACAUAUUUCAUCCAAACCAAUUUUUCAAAAUUGUUCAAGGUCAUUCAUUGUAAAUUUUAAAUAUUUACUUUAUAUAAAAUCAAUUUCAGAAUUUGGUUUAAAUAAGCUAGAUGAGAUUUUAAUUCCAAUACUACUUUCAAUAUUUCCACAACAAUCAUUAUCGGAUACAUAUACACUAUUAGAAUUAAUAAAUUCAGAAAUAUUCAAUAGGGAGUUUAUAAGUGCUUUGAAUCGUUCAUUUGCAAAAUUAUCAGAUUCUGAAUUUAAAGAUUUUAAUGUUAAUUGGUUAUUCAAUUUAAUUUGUCAAUUUAAUGAUUGUUUACCAUUAAGUUUAUCAGCACCAUCUACACCAAUAAUGAGUCAACAUGGAUUUGACAUUGAAAAUGAAGUUGAGAAAGAAGUUGGGUGUUCAUUAAUGAUAGUUGAAAAAUUGUUGACUUUGUUAAUUAUUUAUUCAAAUAGUAUAAAGACAAAAGAUAAAAAUAAUAUCAAAAUAUUGAAUAAUUUUGUUAAUGUGAUUUUCAAAUAUUAUCAUCUUAAUUGGAAUGAUUUUAAACAAUGUGUGAAUGAUAAUAUUUCAAUUAGAUUAAAUUAUUCAAGUGAUGAUAGAGUUAAUCUUGAUUCAUUUGUUGAUAAAUGGAAAGAUAUAUAUAAGAAGAAUUAA
This is a messenger RNA of Insectozyma verbasci, 2328 nucleotides long. NCBI's taxonomy places the organism in Eukaryota, Fungi, Ascomycota, Pichiomycetes, Serinales, Debaryomycetaceae. The record is from the annotation of a GenBank genome assembly.